This is a messenger RNA of Cutaneotrichosporon oleaginosum, 1444 nucleotides long. RefSeq lists its product as uncharacterized. Gene Ontology annotation, cellular component: cytosol. The record is from RefSeq and is a predicted model, not a curated record. Gene Ontology annotation, molecular function: argininosuccinate lyase activity. NCBI's taxonomy places the organism in Eukaryota, Fungi, Basidiomycota, Tremellomycetes, Trichosporonales, Trichosporonaceae.
AUGGCCAGCGAGGACUUCACCAAGCGCAAGCUCUGGGGCGGCCGCUUCACCGGCUCCACCGACCCCUUGAUGCACGAGUUCAACCAGUCGCUCAAGUACGACAAGCGGAUGUACGCGGCCGACGUAAAGGGCUCGAUCGCGUUCUCCAAGGCGCUGCUCAAGGCCGGCAUCUUGAAUGAGCACGAGCAGCAGGAGAUCACGCGCGGCCUCAAGCUCGUCGAGGAGGAGUGGGCGAACGGGACGUUUAAGAUUGCGCCCGACGACGAGGACAUCCACACGGCCAACGAGCGCCGCCUCUCCGAGCUCAUCGGCAAGGACAUUGGCGGCAAGCUGCACACCGGCCGCAGCCGCAACGACCAGGUCGCGACCGACAUGCGUAUCUGGCUGAUGGAGGAGACCAAGACGGUGGAGAAGUACCUUGCGAACCUGUUGAACGUGAUGGCGUCCCGCGCCGAGCAGGAGGUCGACGCCGUCAUGCCCGGCUACACGCACCUGCAGCGCGCGCAGCCGGUGCGCUGGUCGCACGUGCUGCUCUCGCACGCGCAGUCGUUCGCCAACGACCUCGAGCGCCUGCGCGAGCAGUACAAGCGCAUCAGCGUGCUUCCGCUCGGCUCGGCCGCGCUCGCCGGCAACCCGUACGGGCUGGACCGGGAGCUGCUGCGCGCCGAGCUCGGCUUUGAGAGCAUCGGCGAGAACUCGAUGCACGCGGUCGCGGACCGCGACUUUAUUACCGAGUGGCUCUUCUGGGCUUCGCUCAUGAUGAACCACAUGAGCCGCCUCGCCGAAGACCUCAUCAUCUACUCGACCGCCGAGUUUGGCUUCGUCACGUGCUCUGACGCGUACUCGACGGGGUCGUCGAUCAUGCCGCAGAAGAAGAACCCGGACUCGCUCGAGCUGCUGCGCGGCAAGAGCGGGCGCGUGUUCGGCCAGAUGGCCGGCUUCAUGAUGAGCGUCAAAGGCAUCCCCUCGACAUACAACAAAGACCUGCAGGAGGACAAGGAGCCGCUCUUCGACUGCGUGGACACGGUCGGCGCGGCGCUGCGCAUCGCCGAAGGCGUCAUCGCCACGCUGACCAUCAACCCCGAGAACAUGGAGAAGGCGCUCACGAUGGACAUGCUCGCGACCGACAUCGCCGACUACCUCGUGCGCAAGGGCGUGCCGUUCCGCGAGACGCACCACAUCUCGGGCCGCUCCGUCGCGCUGGCCGAGAAGAAGGGGUGCCAGAUCUCGGACCUCAGCAUGGACGAGUGGAAGGAGCUGUCGGACAAGUUUGCCGACGACGUCAUGGACGUCUUCAACUUUGAGAACUCGGUCGAGAAGCGCAACGCUAUUGGCGGGCCGGCGCGCGCCAUGAUCCAGCGCCAGGUCGAUGUGCUCCGCAAGCGCAUCAACCAGGAGUAGACCAUCAGCAUCUACAGUGAACUAUGCAUUAAAUACUGGUAUG